CGGGCUCUCAGUGGUGCGGCCGGCUGGCGGCGAUGGCGGCCGUACGGGGCCUGCGAGUGUCCGUAAAGGCUGAGGCCUCGGCGGGGCCGGCCUUGGGAGUCCCGUCGCCUGAGGCGGGGUCAGGUUUGGAGCGCGGCGAGCCAGAGCCCAUGGAGGUGGAGGAGGGCGAGCUGGAGAUAGUGCCGGUGCGGCGCUCGCUGAAGGAACUGAUCCCGGACACAAGCAGAAGAUAUGAAAACAAGGCUGGCAGCUUCAUCACUGGAAUUGAUGUCACCUCCAAGGAAGCAAUUGAAAAGAAAGAACAGCGAGCCAAGCGCUUCCAUUUUCGAUCAGAAGUAAAUCUUGCCCAAAGAAAUGUAGCCUUGGACAGAGACAUGAUGAAGAAAGCAAUCCCCAAAGUGAGACUGGAGACCAUCUACAUCUGCGGAGUGGAUGAGAUGAGUACCCAGGAUAUCUUUUCCUAUUUUAAAGAAUAUCCUCCGGCUCACAUCGAGUGGUUGGAUGAUACCUCCUGCAAUGUGGUUUGGCUGGAUGAAAUGACAGCCACACGAGCCCUUAUCAAUAUGAGUUCUCUGCCAGACCUGGAUAAGAUAAAAGGCAGGGAUGCCAGUGAGGACAAGUCAUCUGAGAAAAGCAAAAAAGGCAAGCAGGAAGACAGUUCAGAUGAUGAUGAGGCUGAAGAAGGGGAAGUCGAAGAUGAAAACUCAAGCGAUGUAGAGUUGGACACAUUAUCUCAGGUAGAAGAAGAAUCUCUGCUAAGAAACGAUCUUCGUCCCGCUAACAAACUUGCUAAAGGAAAUAGGUUAUUCAUGAGAUUUGCUACAAAAGAUGACAAAAAGGAACUUGGAGCAGCCAGAAGAAGUCAGUAUUACAUGAAAUAUGGGAAUCCAAAUUACGGAGGCAUGAAAGGAAUUCUUAGUAAUUCUUGGAAGCGAAGAUAUCAUUCCCGUCGCAUUCAGCGGGAUGUGAUCAAGAAGAGAGCCCUGAUUGGGGAUGAUGUCGGCUUGACGUCCUAUAAACACCGACAUUCCGGACUAGUGAAUGUCCCUGAGGAACCCAUUGAGGAGGAGGAGGAGGAGGAAGAAGAGGAAGACCAGGACAUGGAUGCAGAUGACAGGGUGGUGGUGGAGUACCAUGAGGAGCUUCCAGCUCUCAAGCAGACCCGGGAGCGGAGCACAUCCAGGCGGUCCAGUGCCAGCAGCUCAGACUCUGAUGAAAUGGACUAUGAUCUGGAACUGAAAAUGAUUUCCACUCCUUCACCAAAGAAAAGCAUGAAAAUGACUAUGUAUGCUGAUGAAGUGGAAUCUCAGUUGAAAAAUAUUAGGAAUUCCAUGAGGGCAGAUACUGUAUCCACAAGCAAUAUCAAAAACCGAAUCGGUAACAAAUUACCGCCUGAGAAAUUUGCAGAUGUCCGGCACUUAUUAGAUGAAAAACGUCAGCACGUGCGCCCACGGCCAUCGGGCAGCAGCACUAAAUCAGAUAUACGCCAGCGGUUAGGAAAAAGACCACAUUCUCCAGAAAAAGCUUGUAACCCCAUCGUUCGGAGAGAGCCCUUUUCUGAUGUACACAGCAGGCUAGGUGUUCCCAGGCAAGACACUAAAGGCCUCUAUUCUGAUACUCGGGAGAAGAAAUCAGGUAGUUUAUGGACUCGCUUGGGAUCUGCAUCCAAGACCAAAGACAAGAACGUGAAGAAAGUGGAUCAUAGGGCUCCUGGCACUGAGGAAGAUGACUCCGAGCUGCAGAGGGCGUGGGGGGCUCUGAUUAAGGAGAAAGAACAAUCUCGCCAAAAGAAGAGUCGGUUAGAUAAUUUACCAUCUCUCCAGAUUGAAGUUAGUCGGGAAAGCAGCUCUGGUUCAGAGGCAGAAUCCUGAUGCCCUUGAGGCUGAUGGCAGCUGCCCUAAAGCUUGACAUUCUUGUGCAGGGUGGGGCGCACAGUAGGAACCUCCCCUGCAGGAGUCGGUGCCCCUCCUGCUUUUGCUCCUGCAGUCACCCUCAGCUCUUGCUACUUUAGCAGGACCUCUUAAGAAUGUGACCUGUUCUGAAGGGCUCUGUCUUUUGCUGCAGAGUUAUAGUUCUGGGCCCUCAAUUUUUUCCUACCACCCCACAAGCUUUACCCUUUGAGAGGAAGGCAGCCCUCCAGAGUUUUGUAGAUGUUUUUCUUAAUAUUUUUAACAUUGUGUCUUUUAAAAGAAACGUUUUACACAGUUCAUCCAAAGAGCAGAGAACUGAACUUCUCACUAUUGCCUUGGCCCCGACAGCUGUUACCAGCACCCUUUUCCCAAGAAAAGUCAAUUCCCAGGUGCUUAUUGGACAGCCUUCAAGGGGGAAGAUGAGGGAAGCUGCCAGUUCACCCUUCCAGGACCCUAGUGUGGGGGCCGAAUCUCAUGAACCUGACCUCAGAGGUGCACCAGUGCUGCCCAGGUAGAAAAGAAACACAGCCUUGAUCGUGCUUCCGUUCCUCCCUCGGGAUUUCUGUUAGGGACCUCUUGCUAGUGAUCAGCUUGAAGUGAAGAUCAAGUUCAGUGCUGUGGGAUUUUUAGGAACAAAAAACUGACUUCUGGAUUUGGGGUAGAGGUUUUUUUUUUUUUUGUGCUAGGGGUGGGGUCAUGGGGUAAUGUUGAACAAUUUUUUAAGUUUGUAUUAUGUUUAAAAAUAUUAAUGGUUUAAAAGUUAAAAUUUUUAAUUUUUAUAUGUGAAAAUACUUCCUGUUGGCUAGAAGGGAAGCUCAAGUGGUGUCUAAUGUGCUGUUAAAUAUAUAUUAUAUACUUUGGAAGAAGGCAAAGAGAGGAGUCUCAUUAUUUUUAAAUGAUCCUAAUUGUAUAGUCUGUUGUACAUAGAGUUCAGCUUACUUUUUGGCCACUGUAGGAAACGACUCAUCCAUCCGAGAUGGGGCUCUGUUUAUCUUCACAUUAGAAGUAAUGCUUUGUUACUCUUUCUGUCUCCAAGUUCUGGCACCUGAAGACAUCUUCAAAUUGGUAAAUAAGAAAUAGUUACAGAAAUUUUAGUUCAUUUAUUUUUAAACUCCUUUCAGAUCAUUUUAACCACAAAAAAGCAAUAGAUUAUUUUGUUUUCCUAUCUGA
This is a messenger RNA of Artibeus jamaicensis (Jamaican fruit-eating bat), 3080 nucleotides long. It is a transcript of the gene NCBP3, whose product is annotated as nuclear cap binding subunit 3. Gene Ontology annotation, molecular function: mRNA binding; RNA 7-methylguanosine cap binding. The coding region runs from base 33 to 1871 and encodes 612 amino acids. The record is from RefSeq and is a predicted model, not a curated record. The transcript is spliced from 13 exons. Gene Ontology annotation, cellular component: cytosol; nucleus. Lineage: Eukaryota; Metazoa; Chordata; Mammalia; Chiroptera; Phyllostomidae.